CAUCAAUUUCUCUUUCUGACAGAACACCGGCAAAAGAGAAAAAAAACCAAGAAAAGAUGGAGGACAACGUACUUUGCCAAUUUGCUGGAUUUUGCAUCUUUUGUUGAUCCAGACACGUUCGGUCCUCAGUUUCCAUGGAUUCGAUCAGACAUGGUUAAAGCGGAGGAUAGGAAGAAAACAGUCAUCCAGUUGUCUGCUGGCAAUUCAGACAGACAUACAGGGAAACCUUCCAAAUCUUGUUUCUUGCGAAAGAAGUAAGCUUUUCUCGUUUUUCUGUAUGCCAGAGGUUCGACCCAUUUAUGCGUCAGCCAUGAACGAGAAAACCCAGAUUCUGUUUUCCCUUCUAUGCUUCUCUUUUCUUCUGGUUUCUCCGAUUGAAUCAAAUGGCGAGAAUUUGGCUCUAAGCUGUGGUGCAUCAGAACCAGCGGCUGAUUCAGACAAGAGAAAAUGGGAGCCGGAUGCAAAGUUUAUCAAAUCAGGAAACUCGAUUCAGGCAACCGCUUCCUAUCAAGAUCCUUCACUUCUUUCGACAGUUCCUUACAUGACAGCCAGAAUAUUUACAUCUCCGGCAACAUACGAAAUCCAGGUUAAAGAAGCCAAACGACAUUACCUCCGGUUCCAUUUCUACCCUUCAACGUACACUGGCCUCGACAUCUCCAACUCGUACUUCUCUGUCACGGCGAACGAUGUUACACUUCUGAACAAUUUCAGUGCUGCUAUCACAUGUCAGGCAUUAACGCAGGCUUACCUGGUUAGAGAAUAUUCUCUUGCGCCUACCGAGAGAGACGUUUUGAGCAUCACAUUUACACCUUCGGAUAAGUACCAGAAGAGCUUUGCCUUCAUAAACGGCAUUGAGGUCAUUGAGAUGCCAGAAAUGUUUGACUCUGCGGUUCUUGUUGGGUUUUCUGACCAGAUAGCCGACGCUAAAGCCGCUAACCUUCAGACAAUGUUCAGACUUAAUGUUGGUGGACAAGACAUCCCUGGAAGCCAAGACUCUGGUCGGUUAACCAGAACGUGGUACAACGAUGCGCCUUACAUCUUCAGUGCAGGCCUCGGUGUUACCCUUCAAGCAAGCGACAAGUUUAGAAUUGAUUACCAGAAAAUGCCUGUGUCUACUGCUCCAGCUGAUGUGUACAAGACGGCUAGAUCUCAAGGCCCGACAGGAGAUAUCAACAUAAAAUCAAAUCUCACAUGGAUGUUUCAGGUCGAUACCAAUUUCACCUACAUCCUGAGACUGCAUUUCUGUGAAUUCCAGCUUUCAAAGGUCAACCAGAAGGUUUUCAACAUUUACAUCAACAAUAAAACUGCACAAGCUGACCCUACUCCUGCAGAUAUAAUUGCGUGGACAGGAGAGAAAGGUAUCCCGACUUACAAAGAUUACGCCAUGUAUGUUGAUGCCAACAAUGGAGGGAAUGAGAUUUCACUUCAGAUGACUCCAUCAGCGUUAUCUAGACCAGAGUAUCUUGAUUCCCAGCUUAACGGGUUAGAGAUUUUCAAGAUGGAUUCCAUGAAAAAUCUUGCAGGUCCGAACCCAGAGCCAUCACCAAUGCAGGCUAAUGAGGCGACUCAGAAGGAAUUUCAAAAUGACAAAAAAACUGCCUUAAUCAUCGGUUCAGCUGGAGGAGUUGCGAUGGUUCUAGCAUUUUCGUUGUGCUUCACGGUGUAUCAAAGGAAAAGAAGAUUCCCCGGAAACGAUUCACACACCUCGAUCUGGCUUCCUAUAUAUGGAAACUCUCACACUUCGGGGACCAAAUCUACAAUUUCAGGGAAGAGCAAUAACAGCAGUCACUUAUCCAAUCUUGCAGCAGGCUUAUGCCGUAGAUUCUCCCUGUCUGAGAUCAAACACGGCACCCAUAACUUCGACGAGUCCAACGUUAUCGGAGUUGGGGGGUUUGGUAAGGUUUACAAAGGGGUUAUAGAUGGCAGCACCAAAGUGGCAGUCAAACGAUCAAACCCAAAUUCAGAACAAGGGAUCAACGAGUUUGAGACAGAAAUCGAACUUCUCUCAAGAUUAAGACACAAACACUUGGUGUCCCUGAUUGGAUACUGUGAAGAUGGAGGUGAAAUGUGUCUUAUCUACGAUUACAUGGCCCUUGGAACACUACGGGAGCACCUGUACAACACAAAGAAACCACAGUUAACUUGGAAGCGAAGGCUGGAGAUCGCCAUUGGAGCAGCCAGAGGGCUACAUUACCUUCAUACAGGAGCAAAGUACACGAUUAUACACCGAGACGUGAAAACAACAAACAUCUUACUGGACGAGAACUGGGUCGCCAAGGUUUCAGAUUUCGGGUUGUCCAAAACCGGACCAGACAUGAACGGAGGACAUGUCACGACCGUCGUCAAGGGUAGUUUCGGGUACUUGGACCCGGAAUACUUCAGGAGGCAACAAUUGACUGAGAAAUCGGAUGUUUAUUCGUUUGGAGUUGUUUUGUUUGAAAUCCUAUGUGCUCGACCAGCUCUAAACCCUAGCUUGUCUAAAGAACAAGUGAGUCUCGGAGACUGGGCACUGAAUUGCAAGAGAAAGGGGACUUUGGAAGAUAUAAUCGAUCCUAACCUGAAGGGCAAGAUCAAUCCAGAAUGUCUGACAAAAUUCGCAGACACGGCGGAGAAGUGUCUUUACGAAAGCGGAAUAGAACGGCCGACGAUGGGCGACGUCUUAUGGAAUCUCGAAUUCGCGCUUCAGCUGCAAGAGACAGCCGACGGUUCCCGACAUCGGACACCAAGCCAUGGCGGGGGCUCCGAUGACUUCGGAGGCGGAGGAGCGGUGGCGGUCCACGUCGCCGGCGGAGGCAUCCGAAGCGAAGAGCACGACGUCAGUGACCAGUCCGACGACAACGGUGGAAUCUUCUCUCAGAUUGUAAAUCCGAAAGGGCGAUAAGGUAAUUUCACGUCCAGAAAAAACAUAUAGCCGUUUUUUUUUAAAUGUAUUUUAUUUGAUGGAUCGCUGCUUAACUGAAAAAAAAAACUGUAAUUUUUAUUCCUCUGUUAUAUUAUUUAUGUAAUACAAGAACAUUGUACUACAUUCAUAGUUAGAAGUUGAUAUGGACAUUUC
Messenger RNA from Tarenaya hassleriana, 3055 nucleotides. Its product is annotated as receptor-like protein kinase ANXUR2. The record is from RefSeq and is a predicted model, not a curated record. The transcript has a single exon. Gene Ontology annotation, molecular function: ATP binding; transmembrane receptor protein tyrosine kinase activity. Gene Ontology annotation, biological process: protein autophosphorylation. Gene Ontology annotation, cellular component: plasma membrane; plasmodesma. NCBI's taxonomy places the organism in Eukaryota, Viridiplantae, Streptophyta, Magnoliopsida, Brassicales, Cleomaceae. The coding region runs from base 278 to 2881 and encodes 867 amino acids.